UUCACAUCCGUGUGUCCCUGAAGGUGGCCUAGGGAGAGCCAAGGAGCACUGAUCUGGGUGUGCUACGGCUGGGGCAGAAGUCCUUGUAGGACGUACCUUGUGACGCCUCCUUUUCUUCCAGCAGGAUCUUCCUGCUCCCUCCUUCGCGGCAGAUGAGCUUUCCAGGGCGGACAACUGCCCUCCUCGGCCUGAGUCUGACCCUGCUUCUCUGCAGCCAGGCUCCAGGGGUCCAGGGCCAAGAAUUCCAGUUCGGACCCUGCCGAGUGGAGGGUGUAGUCCUCCAGGAACUCUGGGAGGCCUUCUGGGCCAUGAAGGACAUUGUGGUGACUAAGGAUAACAUCACGAGUGUCCGGCUGCUACGGAAGGAGAUUCUGCAGAACGUUUCGGACGUCGAGAGCUGUUACCUCAUCCGUGCCCUGCUGAAGUUUUACCUGAAUACCGUUUUCAAAAACUAUCUGGAUAAGGCAGCUGAUUCCAGGAUCCGGAAGUCAUUCUCAACUCUGGCCAACAACUUUUUUGUCAUCGCCUCAAAACUGCAACCCAGUCAGGAAAAUGACAUGUUUUCUAUCAGUGAGAGUGCACGCCGGCGGUUUCUACUGUUCCAGAGAGCAUUUAAACAGUUGGACAUCCAAUCAGCCCAGACCAAAGCCUUUGGAGAAGUGGACAUUCUCUUGACCUGGAUGGAGAAAUUCUACCAGUUCUGAAUGCCAACACCAGGAUACCCUCCUUGUUCUCCAUGUCAUUUUGAAUGUGCCAUAUCCCUUCCAGUGAUGUUCUCUGAGCACUUCACCCCUUUGACGAUGGAUAUCCUUCUUGG
This is a messenger RNA of Enhydra lutris kenyoni (northern sea otter), 817 nucleotides long. Its product is annotated as interleukin 24. The transcript has 5 exons. The record is from RefSeq and is a predicted model, not a curated record. The coding region runs from base 153 to 704 and encodes 183 amino acids. NCBI's taxonomy places the organism in Eukaryota, Metazoa, Chordata, Mammalia, Carnivora, Mustelidae.